GCCACCUGUCAGUGUCUAUCAGUGCCAGCAGUCAGUGCUCAUCAGUGCCACAUGCCAGUGCCCAUCAGUGCCACAUCAAUGCCACAUAUCAGUGCCCCUCUGAGCUGCCUUUCAAUGUCUUUCAUUCAAUGUCACCCAUCAGUGCCAUUCAAUGCCACCUAUCAAUGCCAAGUCAGUGCCGCCUAUCAGUGCCAGUCAGUGCCACCUAUCAGUGCCAUGCCCAUCAGUGCCACCUCUCAGUGUCCAUCAGUGCAGCCUAUCAGUGCCCAUCACUGCAGCCUCAUUAGCGCACAUCAGUGAAGGAGAAAAAUCACUUGUUUACAAAACUGUAUAA
This is a messenger RNA of Staurois parvus, 334 nucleotides long. The record is from the annotation of a GenBank genome assembly. NCBI's taxonomy places the organism in Eukaryota, Metazoa, Chordata, Amphibia, Anura, Ranidae.